CCGGCAGCAGAGCAGAAAAGGGAUGCUGCAGCAGCACAGGGCUGUCCCACUGCAGAGCAGCUGCAGAGCACAGCAAACUGGCACCAGCCCUUCACCAGGACCAGCUGACAGCUGCAGGAUCUAAAGCCACUGCCUGCCUGGCCCACUGGAAGGAUUGCCUGACUAGAGAGCAGCAGCGUUACCCGCUGGAGGGGCUGAGGGAGGGAGGGCUGGAGCAAGGAGACAUUGCAGCAUUGACCAAUCUAGAAGACCAGGGUGGGCUCCUUUGGCUGCAGCAGUGCGGCGGAUGCCACAGAAACUUCUGUUUUGAUUUUUUUGCUCACUCCACCCGAAAUGAGGCACCCUCAGAAGAGAUUAAGGACUAUUAACCUCUCAUGUGCCUAACAAGCAUGGCUGUUACCUCUGAGCUGACAUGGAGUUAACCCUGUGCGCCUUGGUUCCUGCCAUAAGAUUUCCAGUUUGCAUUAGGGGAGAACAUUAACCUAAAGCCAAUCAGUCAUGGUGGUCCAGGAGUGUCCUUCAGAGAGUCCAACCCUAUUUCGGACAUAGCCAUGAACAGCUGCCGGUACAACGGGGGAAUCCCAAGACCCCUUAGCAGCCUGGGCUCCUCUAGAAGAAACCUACAUGAUACAGACCCUGAGACCCAGCCCUUGCAGACCCUACAUAGCCCUGGACUAGAAGUGGUGGUGUCCAAGAACGACCCCAUCAAGACAUCACACCGCAGCUUACGUGGAGAAGAGGGAAGUCAGGGGGCCCCAAAGGGCCAAAAAAAGAACCAGAACGUGGGUUACAAGCUAGGCCACCGGCGAGCGCUAUUUGAAAAGAGGAAACGACUUAGUGAUUACGCUCUCAUAUUUGGAAUGUUUGGUAUUGUGGUCAUGGUCACUGAAACAGAGCUGUCCUGGGGGGUCUACACUAAGGAAUCCUCUUAUUCGUUUGCACUGAAAUGCCUUAUCAGCCUCUCAACUGCUAUCCUGCUUGGCCUCAUUAUCAUGUACCAUGCCAGAGAAAUCCAGCUUUUCAUGGUGGACAAUGGAGCGGAUGAUUGGAGAAUAGCCAUGACUUAUGAGCGAAUAUUUUUUAUCACCCUGGAGCUGACUGUGUGUGCCAUCCAUCCCAUCCCUGGACAGUACUCCUUCACCUGGACUGCUCGUCUGGCCUUCUUCUACACCACCUCGGUGGCCAAUGCCGACAUAGACAUCAUCCUGUCCAUACCCAUGUUCUUGAGGCUUUAUCUGAUUGGACGUGUGAUGCUACUCCAUAGCAAGCUGUUCACUGAUGCUUCCUCUAGGAGCAUUGGAGCUCUGAACAAGAUCAACUUUAAUACUCGCUUUGUAAUGAAGACACUUAUGACUAUCUGCCCUGGCACUGUGCUUCUAGUAUUCAGCAUCUCCUCCUGGAUCAUAGCAGCAUGGACAGUUCGAGUGUGUGAAAGGUACCAUGACAAACAGGAGGUGACCAGUAACUUUCUGGGUGCCAUGUGGCUCAUUUCAAUUACGUUCCUGUCCAUUGGGUAUGGAGACAUGGUGCCCAAUACAUACUGUGGCAAGGGAGUCUGCCUACUAACUGGCAUCAUGGGUGCAGGCUGUACAGCUCUGGUGGUUGCUGUAGUUGCAAGAAAAUUGGAGCUUACCAAAGCUGAAAAACAUGUGCACAACUUUAUGAUGGACACACAACUUUCAAAGCGGGUGAAAAAUGCAGCUGCCAACGUGCUCAGGGAAACGUGGCUCAUCUACAAACACACCAAGCUUGUGAGGAAGAUCGACCAUGCUAAAGUACGCAAACAUCAACGCAAGUUCCUGCAAGCGAUUCACCUGUUGCGAAGUGUGAAAAUGGAGCAAAGAAAACUCAAUGAUCAGGCCAACACCUUGGUAGAUCUAGCAAAGACGCAGAAUGUGAUGUACGACCUCAUGUCUGAUCUACAAGAACGUAACGAUGACCUUGAGAAGAGGAUAAUAACCUUGGAGACUAAGAUUGACUCCUUAAAUGCCUCCCUCCAUGCUCUGCCAGGGCUCAUCGCUCAGGCCCUGCUCAGAGAGCAGGGAGAACUCUUCCUUCUUCGCUCUCACCGCCCCUUUCCCCCAUCUAACAGCUCGGACAAUUCGUGGAGUCCGCCACGCAGGCGUACCUCUCCUUCCACCGCCCCCCACACCUCUUCAGACAGUGGCUAAAGAGGGGAGUGGAAAGAUGAAGUCUUGAUUGGGAAUAGUAGAGUGAAGACUCACUAAUUAUCCAUAGCCACUGUGUGGUUUGAUUAUGUCAGCUUUUUUUCUUAAAAGCCUUGGAUAUUUGUUAACCCCUGCGGGUUCUUUUGAAAAUGCUGGAGUGAAAGUUCUAUCAAAAUUAACAAAAAAUGUUUGUGUAAACACGCACACGUGUGUACGCGCAGUGGCGCGAUUAUCCCCUACCUGCAAUAUACCGGUAGCUGAGUAUAAGCAGUCAUGGGGUAAGGUCCAGUCUAGACAGAUUUCUUAAAUAACCCGCUAAUUAUUUUUCAAAAUGAAAUUUAUUUUCUUGAAAAAGUAGAAAUCAAUUGGCUGCCUGAUUUUAUUUUUAAUGCAUUUUCAGAGUUCUUGCAGUCCUGGUUUUCCACAGACAGUGGGCAGGCAGCCAUAUUUUUUUUGUUUUACAAAAUAUAUUUUGGAAAGGUUAGAAAAUUGAGGAGGGUCUGUGUGUGCGACCCCCUUUGAUAUUAUGGGCUUGAGUGUAAGUGGACUUUAGGUUGGUGAACGUGCGUGUGGGUGUUUACAUACAUAAAUAUAUGUAAGCAUGUAUAUAUAUAUAUAUAUAUAUAUAUAUAUAUAAUAUAUAUACAUACUGAAUAAAGCAGAACUCUGUAUUUUUUUAAAACUUUCGUUGCUGGAGUAGUGUAACAUGUAAUAUACCAGUGUUACUGCCCCACUGGGUGGCAAGUAUUUAAGUAGAGUGGCUAGGUGGAUGACACUUGAGAUUGGCACCAAGUUCUUAGAAAAAAUGGAAGAAAAGAAAACGAAACUGAUAAACUGACUGAUAAAGAAAACAUAAGAAACAUUUAAAAGAACAAUCAUUUCCCUCCAAGUAGUAAAAUUGAGAUAGCUAAAGUAGUAGAAUGUUUGCUUCUUUAACUCUCCCAACAGUCUUUGCUUAGUUUAAUGUUUUACUGUAGUUUAACUGUAAUUUUCCAAUGGGUAUAUAAAUGUGUGAUGAAAACAAAGACUAUACAUUGUUUUAGGGAAUUAAACCAAAUGUUCAUGAGAACAGUCC
Spea bombifrons (plains spadefoot toad) is the source of this 3243-nucleotide messenger RNA. It is a transcript of the gene KCNN1, whose product is annotated as potassium calcium-activated channel subfamily N member 1. Gene Ontology annotation, molecular function: small conductance calcium-activated potassium channel activity; calmodulin binding. Bases 552 to 2171 code for a protein of 539 amino acids. The record is from RefSeq and is a predicted model, not a curated record. Gene Ontology annotation, cellular component: neuronal cell body; neuron projection; plasma membrane. Gene Ontology annotation, biological process: potassium ion transmembrane transport. Lineage: Eukaryota; Metazoa; Chordata; Amphibia; Anura; Pelobatidae. The transcript has 10 exons.